Candidula unifasciata is the source of this 414-nucleotide messenger RNA. Lineage: Eukaryota; Metazoa; Mollusca; Gastropoda; Stylommatophora; Geomitridae. The record is from the annotation of a GenBank genome assembly.
AUGGAGCGGUUUUAUGGUCUUUGGAGAGUGCAGCUGGAUAAAUCUGUCGGGUUUGAGGAAGUUGCACAAUUAUUUGGAUGGACGGAGGAAAGACUGAAGAUGGUUUCCUCUUUAGAGUACACAAUGCUACUUCAAAGUUGUGGAGAAAGGGACAGGUGCUUUUUGGAUUAUGGAAUUGUGUCCACGGAAUACUUUUACAAACUUGGAGAACCAUUCGACUUUGCUGGCGUUGAUGGACAAAGGCAAAAGUGGUGCACAGUGACCCUGGAAGAUGGCAAAUUAGUCGAGACCUACGUUUCUGAAGAAGGAAUCAAAUGGCGAACCGAUCGAGAGUUGAAUGGCUCUAACAUGAAAGCGAUAACAACAUUUGAAAUAAGUGGUGCCAAAUGUAUUCAGUGGUUGACCAAAGCCUGA